Peronospora matthiolae is the source of this 183-nucleotide messenger RNA. Lineage: Eukaryota; Oomycota; Peronosporomycetes; Peronosporales; Peronosporaceae. The record is from the annotation of a GenBank genome assembly.
AUGACCAGCAAGCACACCGAAGUCCUCGUAGGAAAUGGAAACUAUUACCACUGGGAAUUUAACAUGAGGAGAGCCCUAAAGAGAAAGGGGCUGCUGGGGCACAUGCUAAUUCCCAAGGACAAAUACUACAUUACGGAUGCGUGGCUCAUGAACGACGCCAAGGCACUGGGCAUCAUGGCUUAA